AUGAGUGACCUCCAGGCCUCAAAAAAAGCUGCAAAAACUGCUAUGAAAAAACUGCGUCUCUCUAAAAAUGAGUGGAGCAAUAAGUAUUUUGCCAUCGCUAUCGGUGCCAUCAUGGUUCUCUUUGCUGUAUAUCACUGGGCAAAUGUCAUUCACUUUUAUUAUGGUCGAAGGAGGAGCCAUCCUACAUUGACUCGGAAGUAUAGACAAGCUCGGUGCUUUCUUUCUACCUCAACGAGGGGAUUAAGGACAGAUAGGUCUAUCCUGUAUAUCAUCUACUGGGCAAUCAACUUGAUCCUCGCUUUAACAAAUGUUGACCUUACGAAUCUCAACUUUGUUGCCAAACGUUUUGGCUGGAUUUCAGUCGCAAACUUGGUGCUUUUAGUCUUCCUAGCCUUGAAGAAUACACCUCUGGCACCUUUGACAGCUACAUCCUACGAAAAGCUCCGCCCGCUACACAAAGUUGCCGGUUAUACCUGCAUCUUCACAAGCGUUUUGCAUGGUAUAGUGUACCUAGCUGCCUGGUCGGAGACCGGGGACCUAUACGAAAUGGAAGAAACAAGCAAUUUUGCCGGCGCAAUCGCAGGCUUUGCUAUGGUAAUCAUUGGCUUUUCAACUAUCACAUACUUCAUGCGAGGGUAUUAUGAACUCUUCUAUAUGUUGCACAUAGUCAUGUUCAUUUUGAUUAUGAUCACGGUCGGAAUGCACCGUCCGAAAUUCAAGACAUCAUCGGUGAUUAUCGUGAUCUUCACUGCCUGUCUUUGGUUCAUGGACCGCAUCAUUCGUGGCGCAAAGAUAGUCUGGAACUUCUAUGGAAACUCCCUCACCGUCACAGCUUUACCCAACAAUGCCCUUCGGGUGAAACUCAGCCGUCGCAUGCACUGCAGGCCAGGUUCUCAUGCAUUCUUAUGGGUUCCUGCCAUCCGCUGGAUUGAAAGCCAUCCUUUCACCCUAGUAUCUUCGAACCCGUCCGAGUUCGUCAUUCGAGUAUACGAUGGGUUCACGCGAGAUUUAUACAAAGCUGCCCAGCAGUCACCGGGGAAAUCCUUACGCUGUUCUGUAGACGGUGCUUAUGGUCAAGUUCCCAAUUUCAAAGUGUUUGAAAAAGUCAUUCUUGUCGCCGGUGGAAGCGGUGCCAGCUUCACCUUUGCUAUUGCACUAGACUUGAUCGCGACAUCUAGCAAAACAGUGAAGUCGAUUGAUUUUAUUUGGGUAGUGAGAAACCAAGAGAGCCUCGAAUGGUAUGCCCAGGAGCUCAAGCAACUUCAAUCUCAUCCAGAAGUAAAAUUGUUCAUUCACGUCACCGGUCAGGCCAGCCUGACCGCCACAUCGUUAUCCACAUCCCCAAGCUCUUCAUCAGAAAGAGUAUCUGAAAAGGACGGUGUGAUACAACCAGAGGAUUCCCCAGCCUUUUCCAGAGACGACCCUGAGAAAGGCGUUGCCCAAGAGGCUACAUGCGAUAUUUCUUCGGUCAACGGGAUCCUGCUAGGGCGCCCGCACAUUGGCAACUUGAUCGCGGCCGCUGCUGCUGGAAGCGGCACAUCAGAUGACCGCAUCAUUGUUGGUGCUUGUGGUCCUGCGGAGCUCCUGGGUACAACACGGAAGGCUGUUAACAACGAGUUAUAUAACGACGGACCACCGAUAACAUUCUACAGUGAGGUGAGUUAA
Penicillium coprophilum is the source of this 1665-nucleotide messenger RNA. RefSeq names its product ferric reductase family protein. Gene Ontology annotation, cellular component: plasma membrane. The transcript is spliced from 6 exons. Gene Ontology annotation, biological process: iron ion transport; copper ion import; intracellular iron ion homeostasis. The record is from RefSeq and is a predicted model, not a curated record. NCBI's taxonomy places the organism in Eukaryota, Fungi, Ascomycota, Eurotiomycetes, Eurotiales, Aspergillaceae. Gene Ontology annotation, molecular function: ferric-chelate reductase activity. The coding region runs from base 1 to 1665 and encodes 554 amino acids.